AUGGCAGAAGCACAGACGACAGUCCGUCUCCCCCACCGGCUGGGCUGCAUGGCCUGCCUGUCUUGCCUGUGUCUGUCUCCCCUGCGCCCGCCCACGCACGUUGUCGAAAGCCACCCGGAGUGUCGAUUUCUGUGGCUGUGGCACUCGGACAGUCACCGGGCGGACGAGGUCCAAUGCCGUGUGUCCGCCAAACGCCCACAGACCGUCGACGCGUUCGGGGGUCUUUUGGGCCAUGAGAUUUUGGACUGCGCGCGCCGCCGGCCCUUUGCAUGCAGGCCGCCGCAUGGCGGCUCCCUCUCCGUGCCGGUCCGGUCCCCUGCAGAGGCGGGCGUGCGCUUUUCGACCCAAGCACCGCACCAGACCUCGACAGGUCUCGACAAGCAAGACCAGACCAGACAAGACCAGAGCACCAGUGGGGGCCGGAGAAAAAGGGAAGCAAAAGACACCGGCGGGCGCCUCAUGGCGAGCCGUCGCAUAAGCUAGCAGGACCCGUGUGACGCUAGUUGAAGAAGGGAAUCACAGCCCGCCGCGCUGGCCUCGGCUUCUUCAGGGCAGCAGCCCAG
Messenger RNA from Purpureocillium takamizusanense, 563 nucleotides. RefSeq lists its product as uncharacterized. The transcript has a single exon. NCBI's taxonomy places the organism in Eukaryota, Fungi, Ascomycota, Sordariomycetes, Hypocreales, Ophiocordycipitaceae. The record is from RefSeq and is a predicted model, not a curated record. The coding region runs from base 1 to 483 and encodes 160 amino acids.